UCCCUGAGAGAGGGUCAAGUCCCUGCCCUGGCUGUGGCCCAGGGUUCUAGAGUUGGUGCUGGACAGAGCCAGGUGGGAGGCCCAGCCUCCUUCAACUCUGGACUCUGCCCAGGGAUUUCCAGUGAAAUGAGAGGACCGGCCAAAGCCCAAGCAGGUUGGAUCCAGCCCAUCUCCGUGGAAACACGCACUUCCGUCUGUCCCCCAGAGAGACUUGUUGACCACAAAUAUCUGCAAGAUCUGGCACAUGGAGGACGACACACCAAGAGGAAGAGAGUCCAUCUCUCUUGCCUCAGUGGCCAACGGUUUGGACAACAGGGGUGCUGAGCUGUUGGAAAGUCUGGAGGAAGGCCGAGACCCUGGCAGCAACUCAAGCCCUUCGGAAGUUGGGAACAGCUGGAGCAAGGCUGGCCCGGAGCCCUCCUCGGGAUGGAGAAGGAGGCUGCAACCAGCCCCAAGAGUGAGACACUUCUGCAGGGAGCAUGCACAGCUGUUCCAGUGGAUCUGCAUAGGCCUGCUCUGCACUGCAUACACUGCCUUCCUGCUGGCCGCCUGCAUCCUGAAUUUCCAGAGGGCCCUGGCACUGUUCGUCCUCACCUGUGUGGUCCUCGUCUUCCUGGCCCACAGCCUGCUCAAGAGGCUGCUGGGGCCAACGCUGCUGAGGUGUGUCAAACCUCUAGGGCAUCCCUGCCUGAAACUCUGGUUUAAGAGGGGUCUAGCCCUUGCUGCUUUGCUGGGCCUGGUUUUGUGGCUGGCUCUGGACACCUCUCAGCGGCCUGAGCAGCUGGUGUCCUUUGGCGGAAUCUGCGUGUUCAUUGGCCUGCUCUUUGCCCUCUCGAAGCAUCACCGCGCAGUGUCCUGGCGGGCUGUGUUCUGGGGUCUUGGACUGCAAUUUGUACUAGGACUCGUCGUCAUCAGAACAGAACCGGGGUUCAUUGCAUUUCAGUGGCUGGGCGACCAGAUCCAGAUAUUCCUGAGCUACACUGAGUCCGGCUCCAGCUUCGUGUUUGGGGAGGCUCUGGUCAAGGACGUCUUUGCCUUUCAGGUUUUGCCCAUCAUUGUUUUCUUUAGCUGCGCCAUGUCAGUUCUCUACUACGUGGGCCUCAUGCAGUGGGUGAUCAUGAAGAUCUCUUGGCUGAUGCAGAUCACCAUGGGCACCACGGCCACAGAGACCCUGAGUGUGGCUGGGAACAUCUUUGUGAGCCAGACUGAGGCUCCUCUACUCAUCCGACCCUACUUGGCAGACAUGACACUCUCUGAAAUCCACGUUGUCAUGACCGGAGGCUACGCCACCAUUGCCGGCAGCCUGCUGGGCGCUUAUAUCUCCUUUGGGAUCGACGCUGCCUCCCUAAUUGCGGCCUCCGUGAUGGCUGCUCCUUGUGCUUUAGCCCUCUCCAAGCUGGUCUACCCAGAGGUGGAGGAGUCCAAGUUCAGAAGCGAGGAAGGUGUGAAAUUGACCUACGGAGAUGCUCAAAACCUCUUAGAAGCAGCUAGCAGUGGGGCUGCCUUGUCUGUGAAGGUCGUGACCAACAUCGCGGCCAACCUGAUUGCCUUUCUGGCUGUGCUGGACUUCAUCAAUGCUGCCCUCUCCUGGCUGGGAAACAUGGUGGACAUCCAGGGGCUCAGUUUCCAGCUCAUCUGCUCCUACAUCCUGCGGCCAGUGGCCUUCCUGAUGGGCGUGGCCUGGGAGGACUGCUCGGUGGUGGCAGAGCUGCUGGGGAUGAAGCUGUUUCUGAACGAGUUCGUGGCCUAUCAGGGGCUCUCCGAGUACAAGCAGCGCCGCCUCGCGGGCACUGAGGAGUGGGUUGGCUCCAAAAAGCAGUGGAUCUCCGUCAGAGCAGAAAUCCUCACAACGUUUGCCCUCUGUGGAUUCGCCAACUUCAGCUCCAUUGGGAUCAUGCUGGGAGGACUGACCUCCAUGGCUCCCCAGCGGAAGAGCGACUUCUCCCAGGUCGUGCUCCGGGCGCUCUGCACGGGGGCCUGUGUGUCUCUGGUGAAUGCCUGUGUGGCUGGGAUCCUCUACAUGCCCAGGGGCCCUGCGGUGGACUGUGUGUCCCUCCUGAACACCACCCUCAACAGCAGCAGCUUUGAGGUGUACCAGUGCUGCCACCAGGCCUUCCAGAGCACCAGCCCGGAGUUCAGCCUAGAGGCCCUGGACAACUGCUGUCGGUUCUAUAAUCACACGAUCUGUGCGUAGCAGGGACAGAACGUCUCUGUGUCUUCCAGGCGUUAUUCUCUCCCAAGAAGCAGAGCCACCAUCCUUCUCUCUCCAGGCCCCAGUAUCCUGGGGGAAGCCACAGGGCUUAGACCACCUCAGACACAAAUCAGGAAGGGUGACCAGGGACUGGGCGGAAUGAUGGAUGCCCCCACCCUUCACCCCGUUUCUGCUCUCGCAUUUCCUCCCUCCUCAAAUAUGAAUGCUCAGGGUCGCUCUGCCUCCACUCUCUUCUCUGUGCCCCCUGCCCUGGGUCUCCCCUGUUUGUGCUCCCCUUCUGCUCCGGGGCCCUUGGCCCUGGCAUAUCCGCCACCUCUUUCCCUUCCCUUCUCUCUGGGCAUGGGAAUCGCGCUGUGGCUUAACCCCUGCCCCAUGGCUUCUCCUGGAGACGCUUUCCUCCACUUUCGUAGCCUUCCCUACUGCCCUCCCACACAGCACUUUCAGACUGGUGGCCUGUGUAGCACCGUCCCCCAAGGUAGGCAGAGGUUUCCAUGAUCCACUAGGUUUGGGAAACACUGGGCUAAAUAAAGUUAGGGUUUUUGUGUG
Molecule: messenger RNA, 2758 nt
Organism: Capra hircus (goat)
Lineage: Eukaryota; Metazoa; Chordata; Mammalia; Artiodactyla; Bovidae
Gene: SLC28A1
Product: solute carrier family 28 member 1
Exons: 18
Coding region: 245-2194 (649 amino acids)
Biological process (GO): uridine transmembrane transport; nucleoside transmembrane transport; cytidine transport
Cellular component (GO): membrane
Molecular function (GO): pyrimidine- and adenosine-specific:sodium symporter activity
Source: RefSeq, a predicted model, not a curated record